AUGAAUAAUGGUGAAUUUGUAGAUCUUAGUUCAGACUCAGACUAUGCCGGUCGUGUGCGGUACAUUUAUAACAACAACAAAGACUGCACUCUGAGAAUCUCCGACCUGAGAGAGAGCGACUCAGCCGAGUACAAGUUCAGGAUUGAAUCAAUGCAAGAAGCUUUAAAAUAUACUGGUUCACCUGGAGUCACUUUGUCUGUUACAGGUGUCAUGGUGCAUGUGCAAGUCCAGAGUAGACGUUUUGUCAAGGCAGAGCUGAAAUGUCAAAGCAGUUGUCGUCUACCUGAUAGUUCUUCCUACGUCUGGUACGAGAACGAGAGAGUUCAGACUGGAUGGACAUCUUCUUCUUAUUCAUUUUACUAUAAUGCUGGAGACAACUAUUCCUGUGCUGUAAGCGGACAUGAGAACCACCGUUCUCCUUCAGUGUAUGGUCCAGAGCUUCCCUCUGUGUCAGUGAGUCCCUCUGCUGAGAUAGAGGAGGGCAGUUCAGUGACUCUGACCUGUAGCAGUGAUGCUAACCCAGCAGCUAAAUACAUCUGGAACAAGAGGAUUGGCACGCCAAUCCUUCCUCCUUUCAAGAAAGGACCACAGCUUGUCUUCAGCUCCAUCCAUUCCUCUGACUCUGGACAGUAUUACUGUACAGCUAAAAACAAUCUGGGGAUGAAGUCAUCUAAAGACAUCUUUAUUCAUGUGAAAUAUCCUCCAAAGCUCCCCUCUGUGUCAGUGAGUGCCUCUGCUGAGAUAGAGGAGGGCAGUUCAGUGACUCUGACCUGUAGCAGUGAUGCUAACCCAGCAGCUAAAUACACCUGGUACAAAGAGAACAGAAAAGUGUUUCUGGGAGCAGUAGGAAGUUAUAAUUUCACCUCCAUCAGCUCUGAGGACAGAGGGAACUACUACUGCAGGGCUGAGAAUCAAUAUGGAGAGGUCAACUCUACGUCUCUAUUUGUAAAUGUCCAGUACUCUCCAAAGCUCCCCUCUGUGUCAGUGAGUCCCUCUGCUGAGAUAGAGGAGGGCAGUUCAGUGACUCUGACCUGUAGCAGUGAUGCUAACCCAGCAGCUAACUACACCUGGUACAAGGAGGAUGAAGACUCUCCAAAAGCUUCAGGACAGAUCUUCACCAUCACUGACUUCAGAGCUGAACACAGUGGGAGUUAUUCCUGUGGAGCCCAGAACAAGUUAGGACGUAGUAACUCCACUUUACAUCAGAUUAUUUUGGCAGGUAAAUUCUCCACCUGACUUUUUGAUUGUAUGAUUAACAGAUGGCUUCACCCAGCAAACUAGGGAAGAGAUUCUCAGAUCUUCUGGAAACACCUACCACCUUUAACCAGUGGUGGAAAGUAACCUAGAUCAUU
Molecule: messenger RNA, 1352 nt
Organism: Notothenia coriiceps (black rockcod)
Lineage: Eukaryota; Metazoa; Chordata; Actinopteri; Perciformes; Nototheniidae
Product: B-cell receptor CD22-like
Exons: 5
Coding region: 1-1236 (411 amino acids)
Source: RefSeq, a predicted model, not a curated record